AUGUCUACUUUUUAUGAUGCUUUGCAUUUUUCUGUUCUGAAAUGGGUUCCUCAGGUUAAUUAUACUAAGUCUAAUUUUCCUUCUUGGUUUUCCAAGGACCUAAUUGACUUAGUUUUCUUAAAGAGAAGAGCCCAUGCUAUCUUUAAGUCUUCUCGUAACCCUCUAGACUAUCGUGAAUUUUCUUUACUUCGUUCUAAAUAUAAACUAAUGUCCAAAAACUGUCAUAAAAAAUUUAUUGAACGUACUGAAUCUCAACUCUGUUCUAAUCCCAAAGUAUUUUGGAAAUUUAUAAAAAAAAAUAAAUCAUGCAAUGACAUAUCUAAAACAGUUUAUUUUAAUGAUAUUACUAGCUCUAAUGAAAAAGAAGUUUCUGAUUUAUUCGCUAAGCAGUUUAGUUCUGUUUACACUGAACACAGUAUUAACCAUUAUUCAACUAUCUCACAUUUAUUUUAUGAUUUACCUAGUAAUUGCUUUUUUGAUUUAUCUUUUAUUGAAUCAGGUUUAUCUAAAUUGAGCGGUGACAAGACAAUUGGUCCUGAUGGACUUUCUGGUGAAUUUCUGUACAUGUUAAAAUCAGUAUUAUCCUACCCAUUGUCACUUUUGUUUCGUAAGUCCUUAGAUGAAGGAAUAUAUCCUGAUAUUUUAAAACUUAGCACCGUUAAACCUAUUUAUAAAUCGGGGGAUAAGUCGAAUGUUGCCAACUAUCGUCCAAUCUCCUUAUUAGGUCAUAUAGCUAAAUUAUUUGACUCAUUAGUCUUAAAAUCAAUUGGUCCUGCAGUCAGUUCAAUCUUAAUCGAUGAACAACACGGUUUCCGUUCUGGCCGGUCAACUAAUACUUGUAACAUUGUUUUUUUCUAA
Molecule: messenger RNA, 858 nt
Organism: Sipha flava (yellow sugarcane aphid)
Lineage: Eukaryota; Metazoa; Arthropoda; Insecta; Hemiptera; Aphididae
Exons: 1
Coding region: 1-858 (285 amino acids)
Source: RefSeq, a predicted model, not a curated record